Molecule: messenger RNA, 1803 nt
Organism: Amborella trichopoda
Lineage: Eukaryota; Viridiplantae; Streptophyta; Magnoliopsida; Amborellales; Amborellaceae
Source: RefSeq, a predicted model, not a curated record
CUCUCUACUGUUGUUUUUCUUCUCCACCUCCUACUCGUUCAUGUGCGUACCUCUGCCUCUUUUCUUCUCUUUCUCCCCGUAAUUCUAGUUUUGUUUCUCUCUCUUAUCUUCCCUUCUGUGAUUCCAUGGAACCCUUCAUCUCUGAUUUUUCAAAUUUCUCUGGCUCUGAGGCCAAACCAGUUUCUAUUGAUGGAAACCAAUCGACCCCAAAUUUAACGAUCAGGCUCAAGGUGGGCAAGAAAACAGACUCUCAAUGGGAAAUCAGCUCCCCCGAACCAGCUACUUCUCAAUUUGAUCAGGUCGCUGGAGUUUUAGGCCAUUAUAGCUGCAAGUUCUGCAACCUGAAGUUCGGCUCAAAGCGAUCUCUAGAAGCUCACGUUAAAACCCAUGCGAAGCAUUCCAAUUAUGGUUUAACUAAUAGUGAUGAGAUGGGUUUGAAAGAUGAACGAGAGAGGAGAAAGGAAGGUUGCAGAGGAGAAGGAAAGAGCAGCACAACAGAGGAAACAACGAAGCAUAAGCAACAAGAACCAGUGUGUGCUGUGUGCAAGAAGCGGUUUCCAUCGAUGAAGUCUUUGUUUGGUCACAUGAGGUGCCAUCCAAAGAGAGUUUCGAGAAGGAUUCAGCCGCCGAAGAUUAAAAAUUCCAGUAAUGGCGCACAGAUGAAGUCGACAGAAAGUUUGUCAUAUCAUACCGACGGCACCGUAACAGAAGAGAGCUCGAAAGUACAUAAUCCUCUCUCUCCCCACUCGAAUUGGUCUGUCACUGGAUCUAGAAGAAGAAGGAACAAAACUACCAGCUCCGAAAGUAAAGAUUUGCAGAGACAGAGAUUUGAGGGAGUUUCAAAAGGCAUGAAAGAAACUGUGCGUCACUUACCCAUGCUCUCUCAAUCUCAAAGAAAUUUGGAGGAAUUGGGUUUCUUGGAAAAACAAGAAACUGAUAAGGAGGGCCUGGAAUCGAAUCCCGAAAAGAGUAAAAUCGUCCAUGAAAGCUCCUCAGUGUACAGUCCUGACCAAUGGAAGAAGAAGACGAAGUUGAAGAGGGAGGUGAGAGCUAUGGAGACAGCUACUAAUUCUGGCAAACCCCAUGAAGGUGAAAUCAUUUCAAACUGCAAUGAUGCAAAGAAGAGGAAGCUUUUCAUUGGAAUCUCUGCAGCUAAUAACUCAGAGGAGGAGGAAGUAACAAAAGAGGAUGCUCAAUAUUUGGGAAUUGGGCCUGAGAUUUCAGUGGCCUUCUUGAAAGAAUCUGGCAAUAAAAGACAAAAAACCAGCAGAAUUUCAGCCAAUUUCUCGCCGGAUAGACAGGGGAGCCAUAUUUGCACUAAGUGUGACCAAAGGUUCAAUUCAGGUCAGGCUUUAGGUGGCCAUAUGAGGAAACAUUUUGACAGAGAGAAGCAUCUAGCCAAGUUGAAAGUUCAUCAUUCUUCAAAGAUGUUGACAAUGGGUUCUCAAGUUGAAUUGAGAGGAGCGAGAAAGAAUGGGGGAGGAGCGAGAAGGAAUGGAGAGGGAAUGGAGUUUAUGGAUCUUAAUGGGGUGAUGCCUAUUGCAGAUGAGGAUUUGAAAUUUGCUUUGAGUAUGUUGGAGGUGGUUCCUGCUUAUGCUGAUUAUGUGAGAUCUAGACUUUUCAUGAUCUCUGAGGCAUAAUUCAGGAUUUUGGGAGGUCAGAAAGACUAUUUUGGGGUCCAAAAUUCAGUGAUUUGAAAGACUAGAUCGCAUUUUUUGGCAAUAUUUCAGUGGCUUUGCAUGGCUAGAGACAAAAACAAUUUAGCACAGUUUAGUGGUUUUUGACAGGGAAAUUUAUUGUAUA